This is a messenger RNA of Pelecanus crispus (Dalmatian pelican), 718 nucleotides long. The record is from RefSeq and is a predicted model, not a curated record. NCBI's taxonomy places the organism in Eukaryota, Metazoa, Chordata, Aves, Pelecaniformes, Pelecanidae.
GUUCCUGGACGAAUACGCCAAGCACAACCUGACCUUCUGGGCAGUGACAGCGGAGAACGAGCCCUCAGCCGGGCUGAUCAACAACUACCCCUUCCAGUGCCUGGGCUUCACAGCCGAGCAGCAGCGGGACUUCAUUGCACAGGACCUGGGCCCCGCGCUGGCCAACAGCUCCCACCGCCAUGUCCAGCUCAUCAUCCUGGACGACAACCGGCUCCACCUCCCACACUGGGCCAAAGUGUUCCUGGAUGAUGAAGAGGCAGCUCGCUACGUCCACGGCAUUGGCAUCCACUGGUACCUGGACUUCAUCGGUCCCAUACAGGACACAGUGGUGCCCACUCAUGAGCUCUUCCCUGACUACUUCAUCCUGGCCACAGAGGCGUGCAUCGGGGCCCAUUUCUGGGAGAGGGACGUGAUCCUGGGGAAGAAAUUCUUUACUGUGAGGGUGAACCUGAACCACUUUGUGGCCGACUGGAACCUGGCCCUGCACCUGGAGGGGGGCCCCAACUGGGUCAAGAACUAUGUGGACAGCCCCGUCAUCGUGGACAGCAGCAAGGACGUCUUCUACAAGCAGCCCAUGUUCUAUCACAUGGGGCACUUCAGCAAGUUCAUCCCCGAGGGCUCCCAGCGCGUGGGACUUGUUGCCUCCAAAGAGUCCAAGAAGACGGACUUGGAGUACACAGCUUUGCUGCGCCCCGAUGGUGCCGUGGAGGUGGUGGUU